Molecule: messenger RNA, 756 nt
Organism: Salvia miltiorrhiza (redroot sage)
Lineage: Eukaryota; Viridiplantae; Streptophyta; Magnoliopsida; Lamiales; Lamiaceae
Exons: 3
Coding region: 1-756 (251 amino acids)
Source: RefSeq, a predicted model, not a curated record
AUGACGGAACCCCAGCAUGAUUCUUCGCCUGAUUCCGACGAUGUAGCUGAAAAGUUCGUGGAGUGGGUAGAGUUGCAUAAACAAGUGCUUGCUCCAUACUGCUCCCAAUCGGCGCCAGAGCCGGCGCGUGUCAAACGUCCCCGAUCAUACGUCCACUGUGAUCGUGAAGAGGCCCAUGUACGUCUUAUGCAAGACUACUUCAACGACAAUCCGACGUGCGAUCCUACUUUUUUUGGGCGUCGUUUUCGAAUGCAGAAGGAGAUGUUCUUGCACAUCGUCGAUGAUGUUCAAGCCACCGAGGUUAGUGCGGAUAUUUUUGACGAGUAUCUCAAAGUCGCCGACUCUACCGGGCAUGUAUGCCUCAAGAAGUUCUGCAAGGCGGUCAUCCGGACUUUCGGAGCCUAUUACCUGCGCCGUCCAACGCCCACGGACGUCCAACGCCUCCUUCAUAUGCACGAGGCGCAACACGGUUUUCCCGGGAUGCUCGGGAGCUCAGACUGUAUGCAUUGGGCGUGGAAGAACUGCCUAAAGGCGUGGCACGACGCCUACACAUGCGGUGAAGCGGCUCUCAAUUGGAGAGAUGGCGAUGGGGCGUCUAGCAGUACUUCGACAGAGAGUGCUCAACAAACACCGGUGUCCUUCGAGGAAUACGUACGAAGAGAUUCAAUUCUUCGAGAUAGACAUCUACAUGCUCAGCUCCGAAAUGAUUUGGUGGAGCACCUUUGGGCACAUUUCGGACCUCUAGGGCCAGAGUAG